AUGAAGCUGGAAGCCAGCUGUGGCACAGCCACCUCAGAGGUCACUAAGCCGGAAAAGGGGGCUGCCCCAGAUGCAGAGCCAAGCUCUGAAACCCGGCCACAGGAGGUGGAGGCCGAGCCCAGGUCCCGAUCGGGACCUGAGGCUGAGGCCGAGCCAUUGGACUUCGUGGUAGCCACGGAACGGGAGUUUGAGGAAGUGCUGGCCAUCUCGGGGGGCAUCUACGGCGGCCUGGACUACCUUCCCAGCCGCUACCACAGCUGGCUCCGGGACCCCGACCGCACGGUGGUGCUGGCCAAGCGCAACGGAGGCGUGAUCGCGCUGGAGUCGGUGAACGUGAUCGACGCCGGGGAGACGGCGCUGGUGGAGGGCCUGCGCGUGGCGCCCUGGGAGCGCGGGAAGGGCGUGGCCGGGCUGCUGCAGCGCUUCUGCUCGCAGCUGGUCAAGCGACAGCACCCGGGGGUCAAGGUGGCACGGCUCACCCGGGACGACCAGCUGGGCCCCCGGGAGCUGAAGAAAUACCGCCUAAUCACCAAGCAGGGCAUCCUUUUGGUCCGAUUCAACGCGUCCGCGCUGCUGGCCGGGCUGGGCGCGCGGCUGGCGGCUCUGCGGACCUCCGGCACCUUCUCGCCGCUGCCCACCGAGGCCGUGUCCGAGGCAGGCGGCGACGUGGCACGCCUCCUGCUGUCUCCCUCCGUGCAGCGCGACGUGCUUCCGGGCGGGACCAUCAUCCAGGACUGGCAGCCCUACCGGCCUAGCGAGAGCAACCUGCGCCUGCUGGCGGCCAAGGGCCUGGAGUGGCGCGUGGACAGCCGCGCGCGCCCGCGCGUGCUCACGCUGUGCACGCGCCCCUUCCCCAUCCCGCACGGAGGGGACGGCACUUGGCGCUAUCUCAACAUCGACGCCUUCGGCAGCGACGGCGCGCAGGUGCAGAGCCAGCUGCUGUGGCACCUGCAGCGCCAGGCCCCGCGCCUCGCCGGCCUCAAUGUCAUGUGCCAGCUCUUCCUGGAGCCCCAGCUGUGGUCGCAGCUGGCUGACUUCUGCCAGGCUGGGCUGGGGCUGGAGCUGGUGAAGGGUUAUACUGAACAGUACCUGCUGGAGGCCGACAUCUGA
Piliocolobus tephrosceles (Ugandan red Colobus) is the source of this 1110-nucleotide messenger RNA. It is a transcript of the gene NAT16, whose product is annotated as N-acetyltransferase 16 (putative). Bases 1 to 1110 code for a protein of 369 amino acids. The record is from RefSeq and is a predicted model, not a curated record. Gene Ontology annotation, molecular function: acyltransferase activity, transferring groups other than amino-acyl groups. NCBI's taxonomy places the organism in Eukaryota, Metazoa, Chordata, Mammalia, Primates, Cercopithecidae. The transcript has 4 exons.